This is a messenger RNA of Closterium sp. Naga37s-1, 1085 nucleotides long. The record is from the annotation of a GenBank genome assembly. NCBI's taxonomy places the organism in Eukaryota, Viridiplantae, Streptophyta, Zygnematophyceae, Desmidiales, Closteriaceae.
AUGAGGCUCCAUUGGAAAGUGGCGACCGGGUCGCUCCUAGAGCUCGCAGUAACCGCUACCGGGGCCGCCGCUACCGGCUGGUUUAGCGUCGCGUUUUCCAAGUCCGGCGGCAUGGUGACGUCAGACGCGGUCAUCGCAAACCAGGGCGGCUCGCCCGUCCCCGUUAAUACGUACGCCGUUACGAGCUACUCAACGGUGAAAGCCACGACCGCGUUUGGCGCGGGGAGCCGGUCGUUUACUGGCGGAACGACUGCCACCAUGAAGUUCACUCGCAGCACGGGCGACGGCGGAGCGGCGCCAGUGAACGUGAAGGGCAGCAACAGGAUGGUGUAUGCUUAUUCCAAGAGCGGCGCCAAGACCAUUGCUUACCACGGCUCGCACUACCAACCCCCCGCCUCCCCCUACUGGCGGGGCAGGUUCCAGCCCGCCCCCUCCGCCCACCACCAGCGCCCCCCCGCCUCCCCCUUCCCCCUUCGCCACUGGAAGAGCCUGCCCCGCAUCCACCCUCCCCGGAUACGCCUUCCGAGUCGCCCUGCGCCCGCCCAAGUGAGUGACACCUGCUGUCCCUCUGUUGCUCUUGUGCUCAUGCGUCCUGUGCUUCCCCCACAUGCACUGACUGCUGCUUUCCCCCCUCCCCUCACAUCCACCCUCCCCGGAUACGCCUUCCAAGUCGCCCUGCGCCCGCCCAAUCUCUUCCUCCACUGGACUCCAGUCUCAGCCACACAGGUGGACAUGGCAAUAGAGGCCAAGGCGGCAGGCAGGGCCAAGGACGGGUGGAUCGCCCUGGGAUGGUCGCCCAAAGGAAAGAUGUCGCCCGCUGAUGCUGUUAUCGGGAACCUGGCUGGCGGGCUUGUAAUGCCAUAUGUUAUUAAGGGGUACAGCAUGAGCAAGAUUCAGCCGGCGGCGUUUUCAAUCGGGAGUAACGCGGCGACGGUCACGACCGCGACAAACGAUACUAUUAUCACCUUCUCUCGCACCAAGAACUCGGGAGUGGUGAUGCGAUUCCCCAUGGCGGGCCUGUCUAAGCUCGUGUGGGCCUUCUCUCGCGCAGGCUUUCCCUCGCUUUCCUUCCACGGCAACAGCUA